AUGUCCAACCGGCCAGAAAGUUGCCACAAUUUUAACGUUUCUAAGCAUGAAAGGGACGGGAGACUGCCUUACUCUGCAUCACAUCCCACUGCAUAUUCCCAUGAGGCCAAAGCUAAUUGUAAUAUUGAAGAAGGAAGCAGCGAGGAGUUUGCAGAUUAUUCUCUCAUCAGUUCACGAUACAAACAGAAAUAUCCGCCUCAAACAACGCAUGGGUUAAGUUCAUCCAGUAUAGUGCCAGGGAAAGAAAAUCGAACUCCCUACAGUUCUAGAAUUGAGCCUAUAUUUGACCCUUCAACAAACUCAGUGUCCUUCAAAUCUGGAAAUGUUCAGUCAAGGGCAUCAGCUGAAAGAGGACCCAACAGCCCUCGCGUGGAAGAACACGUCUACUCACCCACACAUUAUGGUUGUGGUUCUCGCAAACAGAAUAACCACACCGAAAGAAUUCCCAAAGACGCUUGCUACAUAUCUGGAAGUGAAUCAUCGCCUUCAGCCUACAGCAAACACUCGAUACAAGUGUAUAAAAACAAUAUGGCUGUGUCCGUUCAGCACCAAAAAGCCGAAAAAACGGCACAUUCUCAUCAGGAUGUGCACAAACUCAACAGACACAACCAGCCGGUGCUCAAUUCUUUUCACACUCAGCACACAUUGACCGGUGCUCCAAACAACUGCCAUUACCAACAACCAAAGAUACGUCCAUCUGGUGAUAGCGAUCAAUCCCACCAAUACAGGUCGCAAACUCAUCAUGCUCAAACAGAACCGGAACCCCCUUAUCCUGCUCCCCCUCGAUACAAUCAUCAGCACCAUGCUCGGAGAAAGACAUGGUCUCCCCCUGCACUUAAGAUGAGCCUUUUAAACAGCAGCCCACACGAAUCUCGCGUGUGCUGCAGCAACGACUCACUAGAUAUUUGUGAGGAAAUGGGAUUAGAAAGGAAGACUCAAAGCCUGUCUGAAGACUUGGACAUUUCUCCGCCCAAGCUGGCACCAAUAAGUGGAGUACUGGCUCAGAAACCUGGCUCAAACGUCAUCAGACCAAUCGCAUUUAAGCCUGUCCAGGGAAACUCCAUAGGUAGCAGUUGUGUGGUUCGGCGGCAGCAGGAAUCCUGUGAUUACAGUAACGGAUUUCGCAGUUCGAAUCCACAAGUUCCCAAGCAAAAUGCGAAUCUGUCCGGCGUGCAAGCCGGUUUGUAUUUACACGACGGGCCUUCAAAUAUUGGAGCAUUUAAUUCUAUGACAAAACUUCAGUAUCACGCAACUAGUGGUGCGACCCCGAGGCCACUAAGCUCACAGCCCGUGUCAGGUCAAUACAGUCAUCUUCACCCUCCGACCUCAUAUAGUCACUCCACUAAUUUAAAUAACAUUCACAACAAUUUACAGCACAGUUCUUCCAUGACCUCACAGCAUAAUGUCAGCAACAAUACUUACAUCAAUGUCCUUGCUGCAUCGUCCAUCUCUACGAAUCCGUCCAGUGUACUAGCUUGCGAUGUUGGAGGCUUUGCAAGUGACCGCCCAGUUACCUCACAUGAGUCCCAGUCUAGUCAUUCAGCUAAUGUUCCUUGUGUAUCAUCUCAAGUAACUGAAAGUGUUCUCCAAACUCCUUCACCAAGCGACAGCGGCGUUGGGGAACUAGAGGCAAUGCUGAGAGAGAAGGAUGCUGAAAUCAACACACUGAGAGAAGUUAUGGACCGCAAUGAGCGUGCAAUAUUUCAGGUGUACGAGGAGAGAAGAAACACUUGGCUUCAUAACACUCAGGAACUUCAACAAGAUUAUGAACAUAAAUUGAAAGUUCAGAAUCAGAAGGCAAUGAUGACAGAACAAGCUCUGUCACAGCAAGUUUGUAAACUUCAGAAAGAUGUGGAGACGUUGCAAGACGAAAAUAAGAGGAUCACAAAUGAGCGGGACAUAUUAAAACAACAAACUGGUGACAACCAGAACUUGAUUUCCCAACUAAAGACAUCCCUUGAAGCUGCUGGUGAAAAUAAAUGUGCUUCUAGUAAAGACACCAGCAACGUACAGUUGACAGAAGGUUCAACCGAUCAAGACGCGGAAAAUAACAAGGACAGCCAAUCCGUUCAAGAAGAACUUGCUCUUAAAAACAAGGAGUUGUUUAUUCUAAAAUCCAAACUUCACUCUUUCCAAACAGAUAUCGAAAAGAAAAACAAAGAACUUGCGGAGAAAGCUAAAGAUGCUUCUGCUAAGACCGAAGAACUGAAGACGUUAAAGGACGAGCUGGCUCGCCACAAAGACCCUCCAGUGCUUGUUCACGCAUCGGUUCAGACACAUGUUCCAAGCGAAGUUGCCACGUCAGAAAACGUGAAACCUUCCAUGCUCGGGGAGAAGGAAAGAGCUAUCCAUAGUCUGCAGGAAGAACUGACAGAGAUUAGAGCUUAUAUAGCCUUACUUAAAGAACAACACGAGAAAGAACGGGAACAGUGGCUAGAUGAGAAGAACAAAGUGGUCAGGUAUCAGAAACAACUUCAGCUAAACUAUGUACAGAUGCAAAGGAAGAAUGUUGUGCUAGAGACGGAGAUCCAACAACUGACGCUGGAUCUAGAGAACAGAGACAUGAAGCUGAUCGCACUCACUGGCGAGGAGGACAACAUGGGCUAG
Messenger RNA from Candidula unifasciata, 2607 nucleotides. Lineage: Eukaryota; Metazoa; Mollusca; Gastropoda; Stylommatophora; Geomitridae. The record is from the annotation of a GenBank genome assembly.